AUGCCCCUCUACGCCCGCAAUGUCUCUGCCGCAACCCGCCUUCGUUCGGCGAUCCUUCGCCUAGAUACCUGCGAGGAUAUCCCUGUUAAGGGCAAGGGGACCUGCGAUGAACUCCCGUCUGCAUUCGAAGCCAAGCCGGCUCUUCGUGCUCUGCUCGACGAGCAUUCGGAUAACCCCGUUCCUAACGUUCCAGUCGCUUUUGCUGGCGUUACUCCUGUCAGUCGUCCCAGCCAGUCUACUCCUGCCCGUCGCCGAGGCGCCGCCGAGCCUCCCCGCACCCCUAAGUAA
Fusarium fujikuroi IMI 58289 is the source of this 288-nucleotide messenger RNA. RefSeq lists its product as uncharacterized. The record is from RefSeq and is a predicted model, not a curated record. The transcript has a single exon. NCBI's taxonomy places the organism in Eukaryota, Fungi, Ascomycota, Sordariomycetes, Hypocreales, Nectriaceae. The coding region runs from base 1 to 288 and encodes 95 amino acids.